CUCUUGCCUGGCUUUGAGCGGCGUGGCCAUGUACCCCCGGCAGUCGUUCCUUGUUGUUUUCAGAGUGUGACGUUGCUGCUUUAUGGGUGGAUUGGUGACUGCACCGGCACCUCAGGCAUCCCGCAACUCACUCAGCUGACUGAGCUUCGCCCAGGCCUCCAUCUUACCCACCCGCCACUCUACCGCUGCUCACUCGGCGAGGCAGCCGAGUCGGCGGUUGGUGUUGUAUGCUCAAGAGUGGCGUGCGGCGUAUGGCGACCAUGGCUUCUUCUCGCAGCUCGUGUCCGCCCCGUCUGUAUGCCCAGGUGAAUGCGACUCGUCCGCGGGAGUACUGGGACUACGAGAUGCUGCAGAUCAACUGGGGCAACCAGGACCACUAUGAGGUGGUCCGGAAGAUCGGCCGCGGCAAGUACUCUGAGGUGUUUGAGGGCAUCAACAGUGUGACUGGCGACAAGUGCGUCAUCAAGAUCCUCAAGCCCGUCAAAAAGAAGAAGAUCAAGCGAGAGAUCAAGAUACUGCAGAACCUCUUUGGCGGACCCAACAUUGUCAAGCUCCUCGACGUCGUCAGGGACCAACAGUCCAAGACGCCCAGCCUGGUGCGUGCGGAGGGAGAAUCGAUAAGCUAGGGAGGGCGGGGGGGGCCUGCCUGCCUGUGAUGUCGGCGCACACACACGCAGCACAUCCAUGCCCAUGCAUUGAAUAGUGGAUGGGUGUUUUUGUGUGUGGUGUGGUGUGUGGGUUCUGUUCUGUGUCAUCAUGAUGCAGAUCUUUGAGUACAUCAACAACACGGAUUUCAAGACCCUCUACCCCACACUGACGGACUACGACAUCCGGUACUACAUCUACCAAGUGCUUCGGGUGGGCAAUGGGGCCGGCGGGCGGGCGGGUCGGUGGAUUGACUGACUGAUGGGCGGGCGGGCAACACACUCACGCACUCUCUCGCUCACUCUCGUGGCUGGCUGGCUGGCUGGGUGCGGUUGGUGCAUUUGGUGUCUGUGCCUGUGCCUGUGCCUGUGUGUGUCAGGCUCUUGACUACAGCCACUCACAGGGCAUCAUGCAUCGUGACGUCAAGCCACACAAUGUCAUGAUCGACCACGACAAGAGGUCAGUCAGUGAGGUGCGCAUGCGCACCGGGUGUUGACUCAAUGCAAUGAAGGUGGAUGUGUGGUGCGCAUAUGAUAUGUGUGCAGGCAUCUUCGUUUAAUCGACUGGGGUUUGGCUGAGUUCUAUCACAUGGACAGGGAAUACAACGUCAGGGUAAGUAGUGGGUCACGAAGGGAGGGAGGCGCCAACGACUCCCUCACACGACGUGUGCGGCAUUCCAGUGCCUCUCUCUCUGUGUGUCUGUGUGUGUGUGUGUGUGAUUGAUAGGUAGCGUCUCGUUAUUACAAGGGUCCCGAGUUGCUGGUGGAUUUGCAGCACUAUGACUACUCGCUCGACGUCUGGAGCCUCGGAUGCAUGCUGGCAGGAAUGGUCAGUCAGUGACUGAUUGCUGGUGCAGCCAGCGUGUGCUGUCUGGGAUGCUGUGACAACCAACCGUGGAGGCAGUGGUGUGCCUGUCGGUGUGUUGGUGGUUGUGUGUGUGCAGGUGUUUAAGAAGGAGCCCUUCUUCCACGGCCACGACAACUACGACCAGCUCGUCAAAAUCGCACGCGUCCUCGGUCAGCGUAUGUCCACCACACCGAAUCAAUCGCACAUACGCACACACACGCGCACAUCCAUGGUGUGAUGUGGUGUGGUGUGGUGUUUUGUGAUGUGUCGUGCAGGGACGGACGGGCUGUACACGUAUGUGGACAAGUAUCAGCUUGAGCUGGACCCGCACUUCGAUGACAUACUGGGCAGGUCGGUGAAGUCAGACCACACAGGCAGCCAGCCAGCCAGGCAGUCGUAUGUGUUAUAUUUACUUGUGUGAGUACUUGGGUGCUUCUGCGCCGUGCCGUGUGUUGUGUGUGGGGUUGUGUUGUGGUUGGUUCAACCAGGCACAGUCGAAAGCCGUGGAGCAAGUUCAUCACGCCCGAGAACCAGCACCUGGUGUCCAACGACGUCAUCGACCUCAUCGACAGAAUGCUCGUAUACGACCAUGUAUGUGAACAUGUUCCCACACACUCCCCUACCCUAGCCACCCGCCCAGCCCACUCGUUUGUCUUUGUGUGUGUGUGUGUGUCAGGCUGAGCGCAUCGUGCCCCGUGAGGCGAUGCAGCACCGGUAUUUCCAGCCCAUUCAGGCGGAGCUGCAGCGUGACGAUGCGGCGGCCAGUGCGGCCAUGCAGGACGUCCCUAACCCGCACAAUGACGCCCAGGCCGGGCCCAUGCCCUCACAGUCGGCCUCCAUGAGAUGACGGACGACACACGCAGGGGAGGGAGGGAGGGAGGUACGGGUGGUGGCCUUUCGCUUUUGUGCCUGGAGAGAUGGAUGGGUGGGUGGGUGGGUCCAUUCCAUCCAUCCAUGAGCAGUCAGGGAGUGAGUGAGCGGGGGAGUGGGUGCCGUUUCUCUCCUCUCGUGUCAUUCAUGUCCACUCAUCUGCCUGUCACGUCCCUCCCUCCCUCCCCCUCCUCUGUCUGUAGACAGGCGAGGCCUGCCUGAGUGAGGUAGGGAUGUGUGUGCUGUGUUGUGUUGUGUUGCCUUGGUUGAUGCACGCUUGAUACGCCGCAUCCCGUAAGUGAGCCGCUCUGUGGCGUGCACACGGAAUCGCAACACACACAGACAUGACAGACAUCACAGACAUGGCAGGCAGGCAGGCUCCCUCCCUCCCUCCGUCCCUUCCCUCUUGUGCCGCACACACAGGCUUCUCUGCUGCGUGCGAAGUCGGUAUUUCCUGUCUGCCUGCCUGCCUGCCUGUCCCUACCUCUUGCAUGUCGAUAUGCCUGCCUGCCUGCGUGCGAAGCAGUACCUCUGCCUGCCUGCUUUGCUUCCCUCCCUCCCUCCCUCAAGUGUUCGCUGUGUGUCGACUGACAAGCAAGCCAAGCUCUGGCGGCGGCUGGUGGGUGGUGGGUGGGCUGAUACAUGCGGACACUGACUGACUGACUGACUGAGAGACAGACUGACUGAUUGAUGGUAUGUAGUACAAUAAACAGGUAUUUGUCAC
Molecule: messenger RNA, 3085 nt
Organism: Vitrella brassicaformis
Lineage: Eukaryota; Vitrellaceae
Source: the annotation of a GenBank genome assembly